Molecule: messenger RNA, 1935 nt
Organism: Linnemannia hyalina
Lineage: Eukaryota; Fungi; Mortierellomycota; Mortierellomycetes; Mortierellales; Mortierellaceae
Source: the annotation of a GenBank genome assembly
AUGACCUUCGAUCCUAAAGGGUUCACAGAAGUUCUUCUGGACGUGAUUCUGUUUGAGUGUGCAAGCCAACCCAAAAACAAAUACACCUUCCGCGAACUUGCCUGCGCCUUUUACAACUCCCUUCUAUUGCUCCGCUUCGACAGCAACCUCAACUCCUCCUCCAGCCACGUUUACAUCCAAAAACACAAACUCUACACCACUCAGGGGCUCAUACAAUACAUCCAUUCUCUCCAUCGUGGCGGCAACAACGACUACUCUCCCUAUCCGAACCACGCCAUCCGCAAGGUCCUGUGGAACUCGUUCGACAACGAUGCCUGCUACGACGAAGAGUUUGUAUAUCUCCGAGCCUGCUCCAGUACCGAAGUGGACAACUUUUUCAGCAACUACGCCGAGAAGGUCCCGAGUGCCUUUCAUGACUACAUUGCCGCUGUGGUCGAACACUUGCGAGACUGCUGUUGGGAUGAGCAUCGGGGUUCAGGCGGUGUGGGUGUAGUGCUCUCUUCUUUGGCCGGAACGUUGGGCGUGGCAAAGUAUUCGAUGGAGCAUAACGCACACGAACGACUCAGGAGGAGACAAUAUCUGCCCGACAAGAUUGCGCGACAGACAAGCUUCUCUCAACGAUUUCAGGUGGCCCAGAUGGGGAGGGAGUACCGAGAACGAGUGCGUUUGGAGAGGGAGUACCGGGAACGAGAGCGUUUAGAGAGAGAUGUGAGGUUGAUGCAGAAGAAGAAGGAGGAAGCGAGACGGAUGCAGAUGGAGGAAGUGAGACGGAUGCAGAAGGAGAAGGAGGACCAAGAACGAGAGCGCAUAUUGAAGGAUAUGAGACGGAUGCAGAAGGAGAAGGAGGACCAGGAACAAGAGCGUAUAUUGAGAGAUAUGAGACGGAUGCGUAUCAUAGAAGGGUAUAAGGCCAAUCAACAGCGACUUCUUCAACAGCAACUUCAACACAUUGAUGCGCCCCACCUCGCGGACAUCAAUCUGUACCUGAACGAGCUCAAGUUGCAGGCGGCAACAGCUGACACCCGACGCAACGUGGAGACGCUUCGUCAAACUCUCGAGACAACCUUGCGCACCCAUCCUCGUUUUCGAAACGCCGAAGUCAGUCUCUUCGGGUCAUUCGAGUCAGGGCUAAGCACCCUCACCAGUGACGCCGACUUUACGGUGUCCAACCUUAUGGGGUUGACCAUUGAACCCAUACACGACCUGGCCCGGGCUCUUCAGCUAUCGGGCUACGGUCCCAUCAAGACGGUCGCCGAUGCUCGAGUCCCCAUUGUCACCUUCACCGGCCAAGGGAUCCGAUGUGACAUGAACAUCAAUCAGCCCAUGGGAGUCUUCAACUCGCAGCUCAUCCAUGCCUAUCAAAAGAUCGACACGCGUUUUCUGGGAAUCUGGUUCGGUCUCCGCUCUUUGGCGGACAGGCACGGGAUUCUCAACGGAAAAAAUCGAUACCUAACGUCCUAUGCGCUCACAAUGAUGCUGAUCGUUUUCCUCCAAGAUGUCACUUCCCCACCGAUCCUCCCCAGGCUGCAGCAACAAAGCACAUACAAGAUGACUACCCGCAUCAUUGACGGGUACCUCUGCGCCUACGACAAGGACGCACGGAACUACUCAGAAUUGGCGGCCAAGAACACCAAAACGCAUGGAGAGCUGUUGAAAGAGUUUUGUCAGUACUUUGGACACACGUUCAACUACGCGACUCAGGAAGUCAACCCACGCCUGGGUGUGAUCAGGAACAGGAGUGUCAAGCCACCUCCUCGGACCCUAACUGACAGUCGACUCAAGGAUUGGUCGAUCUGUGUGCUGGACCCGUUCAUUGCUGACAGGAACGUGACCGGUAACUGCCGCGGCAUUAAUGUCGCGGUCAUUCAAAGGUGCUUUCGGACUGUGCACGACGCUCUUGUGAAAGACGAUAUCAAGAAGGCGUUUAAAGUAUGA